AUGGCCUCCCCCGUGUUCGACCAUAGCAAGGUUACCGUCGUUUUCGUGCUAGGAGGGCCCGGCGCAGGGAAAGGCACCCAAUGCGCCUAUCUCGUAGACGAUUUCGGCUUCUGCCAUCUCUCUGCCGGCGACUUGCUGCGUGCGGAACAACACCGUGAAGGCUCGGAAUUCGGUCAAUUGAUUCAAACAUGCAUUAAAGAGGGCACCAUCGUUCCCAUGGAAGUCACCAUAAAGCUAUUGGAGAACGCGAUGAGCGCUGCGUUGAAAGAGGGCCGGGCGGGCGAUGGAUGGAAAGAGGGGCGGGGCCGCUUCCUUGUUGACGGUUUCCCUCGUAAAAUGGACCAGGCCCUAAAGUUCGAUGACGAGGUUUGCAUGGCAUCGGCCGUGCUCUUCUUCUCCACAACUGAGGAGGUGAUGCUUUCACGUCUUCUCGAACGCGGUAAAACAAGUGGCCGCGAAGACGAUAAUGCAGAGAGUAUCAAGAAGCGAUUCAGCACGUCCCUCCCUCUCAAUUUCAGGGUCAAAACUUACACCCCGCAACUGGGCCGCGUAAUUGAGAUCGACAGCAGCCCCGCCGUCGAGACAGUCCACGCGAGAGCGAAAGAGGCGGUAGGAAAGCUAUUGCCGCUGUGCAAACAAGCCGACCAUCAGACUCGAUCUUGGAUAUGA
Mycena indigotica is the source of this 669-nucleotide messenger RNA. RefSeq names its product Uridylate kinase. Gene Ontology annotation, molecular function: UMP kinase activity; ATP binding. Gene Ontology annotation, cellular component: nucleus; cytoplasm. Gene Ontology annotation, biological process: UDP biosynthetic process; CDP biosynthetic process. Lineage: Eukaryota; Fungi; Basidiomycota; Agaricomycetes; Agaricales; Mycenaceae. Bases 1 to 669 code for a protein of 222 amino acids. The transcript has 7 exons. The record is from RefSeq and is a predicted model, not a curated record.